This is a messenger RNA of Varanus komodoensis (Komodo dragon), 825 nucleotides long. Its product is annotated as opsin-VA-like. Gene Ontology annotation, cellular component: photoreceptor outer segment; membrane. Gene Ontology annotation, molecular function: G protein-coupled receptor activity. The record is from RefSeq and is a predicted model, not a curated record. Gene Ontology annotation, biological process: G protein-coupled receptor signaling pathway. NCBI's taxonomy places the organism in Eukaryota, Metazoa, Chordata, Lepidosauria, Squamata, Varanidae.
AUGAAGUCAGCCACGAAGUUUUGCGCUCCUCCUCCUCUCCUUCCUGAAGCUAGCUCAGCGCGGACUGAAGCUGCCGCGGCGAUCGCAGAUCCCGGCUUGUUUGCCAAGGACCUGCCCAACCGCAGCGCUCGGGGCAGGAAGUUUUCAGGCCAGGAAGAAAAAGGCGUGGCAAUGGACAAAUAUUGGGGAGGAAGGGGAAGGAGGAGAGAAAAGGAUCAAGAAAUGAAUCUUGGAAUAGUUGCCCUUUGGUCUCUUGCUCUGCUUGCCUUUGAACGCUACAUAGUGAUUUGCCACCCCCUGGGAAACAUGUGCCUCCGGGACAAACAUGCAGCUCUUGGAAUAGGCUUUGUGUGGGUUUUCUCCUUCAUAUGGACUAUCCCUACACCUACAAUGGGAUGGAGCAACUAUACUACCAGCAAGAUUGGAACUACCUGUGAGCCCAACUGGUAUUCCAGAGACUAUAAUGAUCAUACUUUCAUUAUGACAUUCUUCACCACCUGUUUCCUACUGCCACUGAUGGUGAUUUUGGUAUCCUAUGGGAAAUUAAUACAGUAACUUAGAAAAGUUUCAGAUACUCAGGGAAGAUUAGGUUCUUUACAGAAGCCUGAAAGACAAGUUACUAGAAUGGUUGUUAUUAUGAUCUUUGCAUUUUUAAUCUGCUGGUCUCCAUAUGCUGCCUUUUCAGUCUUGGUCACAGCAUGUCCUUCUAUUGAGUCGGAUCCUUGUCUUGCCGGAAUCCCAGCUUUCUUUUCAAAAAUAGCUACAGUUUAUAAUCCAAUUAUCCAUGUCUUCAUGAACAAUCAGCUACUGUACUUUUCUUCUUGA